UCACCAGCAAGGAUGAAAUUGUUUUUACUUGGAGCAGUCACACUCUUCAGUGCGGCCAUGUUGGUCUCAGGCAACAUGUAUAUGCAUAACAUGAAGAUGCCAAUGGCAUAUGGAUAUGGUGGACAUAUGACAAACAACAAUAACUCCUCUGGAUUUGGCGGUGGUAUAUUUGAAAUCAUAAUCUACUUGUUUGUGUUCAUCCUCCUUAUCCAAGUAUUGUUUGGUGCUGGAGGUGGUCUUGGAGGUCGAGGCGGAGGCGGAUAUGGCGGAUAUAGUAAACAUGGUGGCAGUGGCUAUGGCAGCAGCAGUGGCUAUGGCGAUCAUGACAGCCAUGAUAAUUCUUAUUAACCUCCGAGAUAUGGUUCUGAUAUACCGACUUCCGUAUGAUGACGAUCUACCACAGACUGUGCUGCAACUGGGAGAUUGCAAACACGAUGUCACAAUCUGUUUGUUAACUUACAGUUGCAUGUGAUAUAUAUAUAUAUAUACCUUCAGCAUUAGAAACAGAGUUUGUUUUCUAUCAAAGAAAAUCGCUAAGUUUCGUCUCAAACAUAAAUAAACAUAAGCAUCCU
Messenger RNA from Ruditapes philippinarum (Manila clam), 572 nucleotides. RefSeq lists its product as uncharacterized. The transcript is spliced from 4 exons. The record is from RefSeq and is a predicted model, not a curated record. Bases 13 to 348 code for a protein of 111 amino acids. NCBI's taxonomy places the organism in Eukaryota, Metazoa, Mollusca, Bivalvia, Venerida, Veneridae.